UCUGGCUGGGCGGGAAAGCUCGAACAGCGCUGCCGGGCUGGAGACGGCGGGAGCCGCUGCUCUCCGGCUGAGGGAACCAGAGACAGCUCCGUCCCUAACGGAGCACCGGGGAGGCAGGAGUCAUGACGGGCGAGGUGGGUUCUGAGGUUCACCUGGAAAUCAAUGAUCCAAAAGUCAUUUCACAAGAGGAAGCAGAUAGUCCUUCAGAUAGUGGACAGGGCAGCUGUGAAACAAUUGGACCCUUGAGUGAAGGAGAUUCAGAUGAAGAGAUAUUUGUAAGUAAGAAGCUGAAAAACAGGAAGUUUCUACAAGACAGUGAUUCCGAAACAGAGGACACAAAUGCCUCUCCAGAGAAAACUACCUAUGACAGUGCCGAGGAGGAAAAUAAAGAGAAUUUUUAUGCUGGGAAAAAUACAAAAUUCAAAAGGAUUUACAAAACUCUGGCAGACAGUGAUGAAAGUUACAUGGAGAAGUCUUUGUAUCAGGAAAAUCUCGAAGCGCAAGUGAAACCUUGCUUAGAGCUGAGUCUUCAGUCUGGAAACUCUACGGACUUUACCAUUGACAGAAAGAGUUCCAAAAAGCACACAAAUGAUAAAGAAGGAACUGCAGGAAAAGCAAAAGUAAAAUCGAAAAGAAGACUUGAGAAAGAGGAGAGAAAAAUGGAAAAAAUUAGACAGCUGAAAAAGAAGGAAACAAAAAACCAGGAAGAUGAUGUAGAACAGCCACUUAAUGACAGUGGCUGUCUUAUUAUGGAUAAAGACCUUUUUGAAACUGGGUUGGAGGAUGAAAAUAACUCUCCAUUGGAAGAUGAAGAGUCAAUAGAAUCAAUAAGAGCAGCUGUAAAAAACAAAGUAAAAAAGCACAAGAAAACAGAACCAUCUUUGGAGAGUGGGGUCUAUUCAUUUGAGGAAGAAAGUGAGUUAUCAAAAGGAACCACGAGGAAGGAAAGAAAGGCAGCCAAAUUAAGUAAAGAAGCAUUAAAACAACUACAUAGUGAGACUCAGCGCCUUAUUCGAGAGUCUGCACUUAACCUUCCAUAUCAUAUGCCUGAGAAUAAAACCAUUCACGAUUUCUUCAAACGUAAACCCCGGCCCACUUGCCAGGGAAAUGCCAUGGCACUAUUGAAGUCAUCUAAAUAUCAGUCAAGCCAUCACAAAGAAAUCACAGACACUGCAAAUACUACUGAAAUGAACAGUUAUCACCACAGUAAAGGUUCUGAGCAGACAACGGGUGCAGAAAAUGAAGUGGAAAUUAAUGCACUCCCUGUGGUUUCAAAGGAAACCCAGAUCGUUACUGGAUCAGAUGAGUCUUCCGGGAAGGAUUUGGUAAAAAAUGAAGAGCUAGAAAUUCAGGAGAAACAGAAGCAGAGUGACAUUAGACCUUCAUCUGGGGACAGCUCGGUGGUGCAACAGGAAUCCAACUUCCUUGGGAACAAUCACAGUGAGGAAUGUCAGGUUGGAGGGCUUGUAGCAUUUGAACCUCAUGCCUUGGAGGGUGAAGACCCCCAAAAUCCAGAAGAAACAGAUGAGAAAGUGGAAGAGCCUGGGCAGCAAAAUAAAUCAUCAGCAGUUGUGCCACCUGAAAAAGUGAGAAGGUUUACUCUGGAUAGACUUAAGCAACUGGGAGUAGAUGUUUCCAUUAAACCACGGCUAGGUGCUGAGGAAGAUUCCUUUGUGAUACUUGAUGAACCUGAAACCAACAGAGAACUGGAAGCCUUGAAGCAGCGUUUCUGGAAGCAUGCUAAUCCAGCAGCCAAACCCAGGGCUGGUCACACAGUGAAUGUGAACGUCAUAGUGAAAGACGUGGGCACUGAUGGAAAGGAAGAGCUAAAAGCAGAUGUGGUACCUGUGACUUUAGCACCUAAGAAGUUGGAUGGAGCAAGCCACACAAAACCAGGUGAAAAGCUUCAGGUGCUAAAAGCUAAACUGCAAGAGGCAAUGAAACUCCGAAGGUUUGAGGAGCGCCAGAAGCGCCAAGCACUGUUUAAAUUAGAUAAUGAAGAUGGAUUUGAGGAAGAGGAGGACGAAGAGGAAGAAAUGACAGAUGAGUCUGAGGAAGAUGGAGAAGAGGAGGUAGUGAAGGAAGAGGAAGAAGAGGAAGAACUGGAGGAAGAGGAGGAAAAAGAAGAGGUAGAGGAAGAAGAUGGAAAUCAGGAGACUGCAGAAUUCCUUCUUAGUAGUGAAGAAAUAGAAACCAAAGAUGAAAAAGAAAUGGAUAAAGAAAAUAAUGAUGGCAGUAGUGAAAUUGGCAAGGCAGUUGGCUUCCUCUCUGUUCCCAAGUCUCUCUCAUCAGAUUCUACUUUACUUCUGUUUAAGGACAGCUCUUCCAAGAUGGGUUACUUUCCUAUUGAAGAAAAAUCAGAAACAGAUGAAAACUCAGGCAAACAGCCUAGCAAACUGGAUGAGGAUGAUUCAUGUUCAUUGCUAACGAAGGAGAGCAGCCACAAUAGCAGCUUUGAGCUGAUUGGCUCCACGAUUCCAUCCUAUCAGCCUUGCAACAGACAAACAGGCCGUGGGACCAGUUUUUUGCCUACAGCAGGAGGAUUCAGAUCUCCUUCCCCUGGGCUAUUUCGAGGCAGUUUGGUCAGCUCAGCUUCUAAGAGUUCAGGGAAACUGUCUGAGCCUUCACUUCCCAUAGAGGAUUCCCAGGAUCUGUAUAACGCCUCCCCAGAGCCUAAGACACUUUUCCUAGGAGCAGGAGACUUCCAGUUCUGUUUAGAAGAUGACACUCAGAGCCAACUGUUGGAUGCAGAUGGGUUCUUAAAUGUUAGAAACCACAGGGAUCAGUACCAAGCUUUGAAGACUCGAUUGCCAUUGGCCAGUAUGGAUGAGAAUGCCAUGGAUGCCAACAUGGAUGAGCUGUUGGAUUUGUGUACUGGAAAGUUUACAUCUCAGACUGAAAAACAUCUACCCAGGAAGAGUGACAAGAAAGAGAACAUGGAGGAACUUCUGAACCUUUGUUCAGGAAAAUUCAUUUCUCAGGAUGCCUCCACUCCGGCCUCAUCAGAGUUAAAUAAGCAGGAGAAGGAGAGCAGCAUGGGUGAUCCAAUGGAAGAAGCACUUGCUCUUUGCUCAGGCUCUUUUCCAACAGACAAGGAAGAGGAAGACGAGGAGGAGGAAUUUGGAGACUUCCGGCUUGUCUCAAAUGAUAAUGAGUUUGAUACUGAUGAGGAUGAACACAGUGACUCUGGUAAUGAAGACCUGGCACUGGAAGACCAUGAAGAUGAUGAUGAAGAAGAACUCCUGAAUCGAUCUGAGAAGUUGAAAAGGCAAAUGAGGUUGAGGAAGUACCUGGAGGAUGAGGCAGAGGUGUCAGGAAGUGAUGUGGGAAGUGAAGAUGAGUAUGAUGGGGAAGAAAUUGAUGAAUAUGAAGAGGACGUAAUUGAUGAAGUACUUCCUUCUGAUGAGGAACUACAGAGUCAAAUCAAGAAAAUACACAUGAAAACUAUGUUGGAUGAUGAUAAGCGACAGCUACGUUUAUACCAAGAGAGGUACCUUGCUGAUGGGGAUCUGCACAGCGAUGGUCCUGGGCGAAUGAGGAAGUUUCGAUGGAAAAACAUAGAUGAUGCUUCCCAGAUGGACUUGUUCCACAGAGACUCUGAUGAUGAUCAGACUGAAGAACAGCUUGAUGAGUCAGAAGCCAGGUGGAGGAAGGAGCGAAUUGAACGAGAGCAGUGGCUUCGGGACAUGGCACAGCAGGGGAAAAUUACAGCUGAAGAAGAAGAAAUUGGGGAGGACAGUCAGUUUAUGAUACUGGCCAAGAAAGUUACAGCCAAAGCACUGCAGAAGAAUGCCAGUCGCCCUAUGGUUAUUCAGGAAUCAAAGUCUUUGCUCAGAAAUCCUUUUGAAGCCAUCAGACCGGGAAGUGCUCAACAGGUGAAGACAGGCUCACUGCUAAACCAGCCCAAAGCUGUGCUUCAGAAACUGGCUGCUCUCUCUGACCGUAACCCCAGUGCUCCUCGAAAUUCAAGAAACUUUGUCUUUCAUACACUUUCUCCUGUCAAGGCUGAGGCGGCAAAGGAAUCGUCUAAGUCUCAGGUAAAGAGAAGGGGUCCAUCUUUCAUGGCUUCUCCUUCACCUAAGCGCCUCAAAACAGAAGAUAGCACUUCAGGAUUGAAGCGAAGCAUCUUCAAAUACUUGGAGAGCUAACACCAUCAAAGUUGCCAAAAUCUACAUUGAGACUGCUUUGAGAAGUUCCUAGCACUGAAAGUUGGAAUUGACACUCAAGCCAACGAUCCUUCCUUCCUUCAUAAUCAAUGCAAUAAGAUUGCAGACAGAAAUUCCUGUUCUUUCUACUGCACAGCUCUGGACAUCUCUUUUCCUAGUAUUAUUCCCUGGAUUGGCCACUGAUCUCAGUUCUGCAGUAUUUACAACAUCAACAACUCAUGGAAUACUUGGGUGAGGUUUGUUUUUUUUUGAGAUGGAGUCUCACUCUGUUGCCCAGGCUGGAGUGCAGUGGCAUGAUCUCGGCUCACCGCAACCUCCGCCUCCCAGGUUCAAGCGAUUCUCCUGCCUCAGCCUCCCAAGUAGCUGGCAUUACAGGCGUGUGCCGAUAUGCCCAGCUAGUUUUUGUAUUUUUAGUAGAGACAGGGUUUCACUAUGUUGGCCAGGCUGGUCUUGAACUCCUGACCUCAAAUGAUCCACCCGCUUCGGCCCCGCAAAAUGCUGGGAUUACAGGCAUGAGUCACCGCACCUGGCCUUGGGUUAGGUUUCACUUCUUCUGUUAAACAUUUGACAUUUUAUCCUAGCAGCUUUCUGGGUUAAUAUCUCUUUGUGAUAGAAGUGGUUGGAAGAGGAAGAGUAGGGAAAAGUGUGACAUUACAGAUUAAACAGUGAAAAUCAGUUCCACAAUGACUCCUUUACACCUAUAAUAUGUGUACCAUGAUGACCAGGGUUCAGUGAAAGAAAGAUUUCUUUUCUUUUUUUUUUUUUUUUUUGAGACAGUCUCACUUUGUUGCCUAGUCUGGAAUGCAGUGGCGCAUUUUGGCUCAUGGCAGCCUCUGCCUCCCGGGUUCAAGUGAUUCUCCUGUCUCAGCCUCCCAAGUAGCUGAGACUACAGGCGCAUGCUACCACACCCGGCUAAUUUUUGUAUUUUUAGUGGAGACAGGGUUUCACCAUGUUGGCCAGGCUGGUCUCGAACUCCUGACCUCAAGUGAUCCAGCUGCCUCAGCCUCCCAAAGUGCUGAGAUUACAGGCAUGAACCACACUGUGCCUGGCCAAAAGAAAGAUUUAUUAGAGGACCUAGGAACCAAUAGAUGGGCUGCUGUGUUAUUCUUACCCCUUUCAUUUUCCUGUAUGCUUCUUCCCAAGCCAGCAUCAAAUUUUGAAUUAAUUUUUGCUGCUUAAUAAGGACUUAAACUGGUACCCAAGUCAGAAAGACUGGCUCUAAUUUUCUGGAGCUUGGGGAUGAAGAUAAAGCGUUAUAUCCAGUGUUUGUCCACCACAGUCUAUGAGGCAGAGAGACCUUCCCUGGGACUGAAUUCUCAAUUUGAAGCACUGUUGUUCAAAGACCUCCCUUCUGGGUCUGACAAGAAGAAACAUAACCAUUAUUUAUUGCAUUCUCCUGGCUUACAUACAUUGCCCUCACUAGUCAAUCGACAUUUCAGUAUUUCAUUACUAAUUCUGAGAGAAGACCACCAUGGAAUUUUAAAAAAUAUUAUUGAAGAGAAUUGCCAUCAUUCUCCAUUUGCCCUGAACUACCACAAGCUUCUUAGAAUUUUAGACAAAUGUUUUUCCCCUCAGAACUGAGCAUCAAUACUGCUUUCAAAAAACAUUCCAUGUGAAUACUGUGGUUUCAGUGUCAGGACCUGGACUUGGGAAGGUGGAAGAGAGUGUGCAAGUUUUUUAUUGGGAGAUGGGAACACCAAUUUAAUCGAUGCAAUUAGGUUGUAGGUUUUCUACAGUUUUUCUUUUCUUUCCUCUUUCCUCUUUUCUUUUCUUUUUCUUUUUCUUUUCUUUUCAACAUAGGCUGGCUCUGUCUCCUAGGCUACCCAGGUUCCAGCAAUUCUCCUGCCUUGGCCUCCUGAGUAGCUGGGAUUACAGGUGUCCACCACCACACCCAGCUAAUUUUGUGUAUUUUCAGUAGAGAUGGGGUUUCGCCAUGUUGGCCAGGCUGGUCUUGAGCUCCUGACCUGAGGUGAUCCACCCGUCUCAGCCUCCCAAAGUGCUGGGAUUACAGGUGUGAGCCACUGCACCCAGCCAGUUUUUUAAUACUCAAGAUGUUGACUUUGACAAUACUUAUGUUUGUAUAUUUGUAAUCUUAUAAUGGGGGAAAUGUGUAUAAAGAUGUUUUAAUAUGUAUGUAGUUUUUCAAUAAAUCUUAAUGCCUUGAAG
This is a messenger RNA of Chlorocebus sabaeus (green monkey), 6332 nucleotides long. RefSeq names its product claspin (gene CLSPN). Gene Ontology annotation, biological process: mitotic G2 DNA damage checkpoint signaling; mitotic DNA replication checkpoint signaling; activation of protein kinase activity. The record is from RefSeq and is a predicted model, not a curated record. Gene Ontology annotation, molecular function: anaphase-promoting complex binding. Lineage: Eukaryota; Metazoa; Chordata; Mammalia; Primates; Cercopithecidae.